This is a messenger RNA of Rangifer tarandus platyrhynchus (Svalbard reindeer), 258 nucleotides long. NCBI's taxonomy places the organism in Eukaryota, Metazoa, Chordata, Mammalia, Artiodactyla, Cervidae. The record is from the annotation of a GenBank genome assembly.
AUGGCGGCGCGCAGGCGCGGGCCGUACCCGCCCGAGCUUUCUGGCCCCGCCUGCUGUGGGAUUGGCUCAACUGUCGGCCUUUCCGGGGGCUGGGUUGUUUCAGUUCCUCUGUUCUGGCACUUGUUCGCCUCUAGCAGUCGGCUUGAACCUGGUGAUGUCAAGCCAAGUUCUGUCUCUGGUCGAAAUGUCUCUGCACUGGUCCUCUUGCCACAGCGGGAGCACCCCAAAGGCUGGAUUGAAUCGGAAAGCGAGCGGUAG